GCACAGAUCCUCCUUUUCGCAGGUCUUCAUUUUGGAAAAGCAAAACUGAAUUCGGAAAGUAAUCUGUGCUUUUAUGCUGUAGGCUGUACUAAUGAAUACACUUCUUGUUUGCUUUAUUGCAGUGACGAAAAGGAAAACUUCGUUGCAAAUACUUAGCGAGCAUUUCGCCUCUUAGAAGAAAGCUUCUAGAAAUUCUUUCAACAUUUCGACGAAACAAAAAUCGUGAAAAUGGCUGGUUUUCGCAAGAAGAAUCAGAACAAGAAGAACGCCAAGGGUCUGAAGACCGCCGGCGAAGGUCCUCAGCACCAAAGCGAGCAGAAACCUGCUGAUUCUGCGGGCCAGAAAAGCGCCGGUUACGAGUUGAAAAACCCACUGAAGGGGUACAACAAAGUGGUCGAACAGCAGAACAAACCCUUCGAAGCCUACUACCGCGCGCAGAACAUUUGCGAGAAUGAGGAAGAAUUCCAGGUCUUCAUGCAGCACUGCCGGAAAGGUCUUCCGAGCGGCAUGCGUGUCAACGGAACUCUGGGGAAGCAUGGAAGAAAUUUGUGGAACCAGUUUCAGUCUUUGCUGGAGCUUCCGGAAAACAAGGAGUUGACACCAGCAUACAGUGAGGUUGUUGCAAAAAUGAAGGAGGAAAAUUAUAACGGGAACGAGCAAACAGCGGCCACCGCGGAAUCGUGGAUGCUCCGCCCGAAGCCACUGGCCUGGUACCCCCGGGAACUGGCGUACCAGUUUGACUUUUUGGAUGCCAGGCAGAUCAAGAAGGACAAGAAAUUCAAGCAGUUGAAGGAGUUUUUGAUGAACCGCGAGCAGUACGGUGCGCUGCAACGACAGGAGACCGUUUCCAUGAUUCCGCCGCAUCUGUUGCGGAUCCAGCCGGACGACCUCGUGUUGGACAUGUGUGCGGCGCCGGGCAGCAAGACCUGUCAAAUGCUCGAGCAAAUGCACUGGGAGGCUUGCGAGAAUGGUAUUGUAUGUGUGUUGCGAUAAUUAAUGAAUGCGAGUAGUAUAAUAAUUCCGAAUCCACCGAUGGUAGAUGAUGUGGCAACUUUCAUUUGAUCUUCUUCUUUCCGAUAAAAUCAAGCGCCCGAUAUCAAGUUUUCGAAAGCCACUACGUCUUUCUACUCGACAUCAUAAAAACACCACCACAGCCCGUGGCCCCGGCGAAUUUUCAAUCGGGAAAGGCGGCGUUCUGGCGAACGAUGUGGAGUGGAAGCGCGCCAACAUGCUGACCCACCAGGUGCAGCGGAUCGGCUCGUCGGGUGUUGCGGUGUUGAAUACGGACGCGCAGUUCUUCCCCAAGAUGAAGCAAGCCGAUGGCACGGUCAUCCAGUUCGACAAGGUGCUCUGCGACGUGCCGUGCAGCGGAGACGGCACCAUCCGGAAGACGCCGAACAUUUGGCGCACCUGGACGCUGUCCGACGGUCUGGGGUUGCACUUUCGCCAGCUCGCGAUUCUGUGGCGCGGCCUAGACGUGUUGAAAGUUGGGGGGCGGCUGGUUUACUCCACGUGCUCCUUGAACCCGAUGGAAAACGAGUCUGUCAUCAACGCGUGCCUGGAAAAAUGCAACGGAUCUGUGAAACUCGUGGAAGACAGCGACUUGCUGGAGUCCAGUGGGAAGCUAGUCGCCAAGAAGGGGUUGACGACCUGGAAGGUGCCGCAUCCGAAGCUUGCAACUACUAAAAAGAAGAACGACAAGGAAGGUACUAGCACUUCUGCAGAUCAGGCUGCGACUACAACAGAGAAACCAAAUGAAGCGGCUGAUGCGGGUGGUGCAAAAGUAGAAGCCGAAUCACCCGAAGCAGAAAACUUGGUUUCCUUCUUCGACAGUUACGGGGACGUGCCGACGAUCUAUAAGGAGAGCAACAAGAUUCGGAAAACAAUGUUUCCGCCGGAGAAGGGGAAUAAGGAGUUGGAAAAAACCAGGCGUUUUUUGCCGCAUUUGAUGAACACCGGUGGGUUUUUUGUCGCGAUUCUGGAGAAGACCGCGGAGUUGCCGAGACAGUUGGAACGGGUGAAGAAGCAGGAGUUGUGGCACGAAAUGCAAAAAGAGAAACAAGCAGGAGCUGCGAGUGACAAUGGCACCCCAGUUGCAGCAGCAGCAGCAGCAGUCGAGAAGAACAAAACUGAAGAUGCGACAUCGAAAACUGUCGACACGACAACUUCGCCAUUAGCGACCCCCGAGACCACGAAGACCAGUAGCGACGCCGAGCCGCCGACGAAACGCGCGCGAACGGAAUCGGAACAAGCGAAGCAGGAGGUGGAAACAAAUACAAAGUCGCAAAAUCAUGACUCUGCAGCUACGGCUGAAUCAGAAAAUAAAGCGCCACCCGCACAGAAACAAGAGAACCCAGAGGACCACUUUUACCCGAUCGACGACGAAGACUGGGCGUCGAUUUGCAACUACUACGGAUUCCCGGACGCCGCGCGAAGCCACUUCUACAAGCGUCCGCAGGUUCACGGCGACCACAAAAUUUACGGCAUUUCCGAGAAGCUCCGCGACGUGGUGAAGUGCUGCCAAAACACGGGUAGUACGAAGGUGGUUUCCUGCGGUGUGCGCUGCUUUCAGAUGCUCAACAGCUUCGGGGGGAGCUGCACCUGGCGAAUUACGCAGCAGGGAUUGCUGUUUCUGCUCAAACUCGGAUUGCAUGCACAACGAAUCCUCGAGGUAGAGCCCGCAAUCAUCGACGAAAUCCUGGAAAAGCGCGAAAUUCCGACCUCGACGGUUUUGGAGCGGAAGGAAGAGUUUUUCCAACAACCGGUUUUGACCGAAACGGAAAAGUUCGUGCGGGCCGAAGCGUUGUUGAAGUCGGAAAAGGAGGAAGCGGAGGAUGGUGCGGGUGUAGAGAAGAAGAAGAUUCCGGUCGUCGGACAAGGAAGUUACGUACUGCACUGCGCGAAGUACGAGCUGCACAUUUGCGUUUUGGUGUCGCGAAACUUUUUCACUCUGUACGUGGACAAGCAAGAGGCUAAGGCCCUGGCGGCUUGCCUGAAGGUCGGACCGGAUCUCAAGGUCGAGAUGGGACUGUAAGUCCCGGUCAAAACGGGGGAUCAUGUUUUCCUUUUUGACUGAAUUGAAUGGCAACUCACGAUACGUCAGAUCUUACUCGCAACGCAAAGCUCAAUAUCGCUCGACUUAUUUCGAUGAAAAGUGAAU
Molecule: messenger RNA, 3160 nt
Organism: Amoebophrya sp. A120
Lineage: Eukaryota; Dinophyceae; Syndiniales; Amoebophryaceae
Source: the annotation of a GenBank genome assembly